Cucurbita pepo subsp. pepo (vegetable marrow) is the source of this 870-nucleotide messenger RNA. RefSeq lists its product as uncharacterized. The record is from RefSeq and is a predicted model, not a curated record. NCBI's taxonomy places the organism in Eukaryota, Viridiplantae, Streptophyta, Magnoliopsida, Cucurbitales, Cucurbitaceae.
AUGGAGCUCUCCAAUCUAUUCCUAAGAAAAAUCAUGUACGACGAAUUCAUACUGGACCAAACGCGGCCCCGUACAGAGUCAUUCGGAAAACUCUCUGGCGUCGUUUCGUCGGAGAAGGUCUAUUAUUUUCUAUUUCAAAUCGCGUACCUGGUUAUCUUCGUCGUCCUGUCGCUCCUCUCCACCGCCGCUGUCGUCUACACCGUCGCGUCAAUCUACACCGGCCGCGACGUCACCUUCAAGCCGGUGAUGAGCGUCGUCCCCAAGGUCUGGAAGCGACUCCUCCUGACAUUUCUCUGCGUGUUCAUCUCCUACGUCGGCUACUCCAUCGCCAGCUUGUUCGUCAUCAUCUCCCUCCUAGUCCUCAUCAUCUUCAUCGGCCACAUCACCGGCUCCGGCGUCAUACUCCUGAUCUACGCCUUCCAGAUCCUAUACCUCGCCGGCGCCUUCUACCUGAUGACGAUCUGGCAGCUCUCGAACGUCGUCUCUGUUCUAGAAGAUUCCUACGGAUUCAAAGCCAUGGCCAAGAGCUACGCCUUGGUGAAAGGGAAAUUAGGGAUUUCCGUGGUUAUAAUCCUUCUCCUAAGCCUCCCUCUCGGAACGGUGCGUUUUAUGUUUGGGCAUUUGGUGGUUCGUGCGGCAGCGUUGGGAGUUGUCUCCAAGGGCGUUUUGGGGAUUUUGUGCUUCUUGUUGUUUUUCGUGUUCUAUUUGUUGAAGCUGGUGACGGAGACGGUGUUGUAUUUCGUCUGCAAAUCAUACCAUCAUGAAAAUAUUGACAAAUCUGCCCUCUCAGACCAUCUCGGAGAGUAUUUGUUAGGAGAAUAUGUGCCGUUGAAACCUAAGGAUGUUCAACUUGAAAAAAUUCAAGUUUGA